Thelazia callipaeda (thelaziosis nematode) is the source of this 1134-nucleotide messenger RNA. The record is from the annotation of a GenBank genome assembly. Lineage: Eukaryota; Metazoa; Nematoda; Chromadorea; Rhabditida; Thelaziidae.
AUGUUUUUUCAUCGAAUGAAUGGUGCUGCACGUUCACACGGUCCAGUGGAUACUACACUGUAUGAUAUUUUAAAAGUAAAGCCAACUGCUACCGAAGAAGAAAUUAAAAAGUCAUAUCGUCAUUUGGCAAAAGAGUAUCAUCCCGAUAAGAAUCCUGCCCAUGGGGAGAGAUUUAAAGAAAUAUCGUUCGCAUAUGAAGUGCUAAGUAAUCCAGAUCGGCGAGUUGUUUAUGAUUCCCGAGGUCUUGAUGGUGUCAAAGAAGGAGGAGCCAAUACUGAAGAUAUAUUGUCAUCGCUAUUUGGUGGUAGUCCGCUUUCAUCAUUUUUUGCUAGCACUGGAGGAGGAAGGCGAAGAAAAAUGCGGGGUCAAGAUAUGGCUCACCAUUUAAAAAUAUCACUGGAAGAUCUUUACAAUGGGAAAAAAUCCAAAUUACAACUGUCUAAACGUGUUAUUUGUAAUUCUUGUCAUGGCCGUGGUGGAAAAGAAGGUGUAUCUUACGAUUGUCCUGAUUGUCAUGGAAUUGGGACUAAGAACGUGAUAAGAAAACUUGGCUCCGGCUUGAUUCAGCAAAUGCAGAUGGAGUGUUCAGAUUGCAACGGAACAGGUUCAAAAAUACCAGAAAAAGAUCGUUGUAAGAACUGUAGAGGCGAAAGAACUGUGAGCGAAAAAAAAAUGCUGGAAGUUACUAUUCAAAAAGGAAUGCGUGAUGGGCAAAAGAUUUGUUUUAGAGGAGAAGGCGAUCAGGAACCGGGAAUUGAACCAGGUGAUGUCAUAAUCGUCUUGCAGUCUAAACCGCAUGAUGUUUUUCAAAGGCAACGAGAUAAUUUGUUCAUGGAAAAGAAGGUGUCAUUAAAUGAGGCUCUUUGCGGUUGUCAAUUUUUGGUCAAGCACUUAGAUGGUAGAGAGCUUUUAAUAACUACUCGUCCUGGUGAUAUUCUGGAACCAGAUUGCAUUCGUGGAAUUCGUGGCGAGGGAAUGCCUGUUCCGGAUAAUUCAGGAAUGCGAGGAAUUCUUUUUGUGAAGUUCAGCAUAGUUUUUCCAGAGGACCACUUCUUUGCCGAAGAAGCAGAUUACAAGAAUAUUCUAGGUUCAUUUGCAAUCAAAGUUUAUGUAACUAGCGAUAUUUUUAUAUAG